AGAAUAUGACAGGGAUAUGCCUUCUUCUGUUUGCGGUCCUUGCAGGAAUCUGUGAAGGACGAGUAUACCUGACAGGGUCCUCCCUUACUGCAGUCGCUGGCCAACCAUUCGCUUUCACCUGCAGAAACGAUUUUCGAAUUACUAUUGAAGUCCACUGGACUGCACAAUUACCAAAACGGAACGUCUUCAUUCAGAGUGGGAACACACAAUGAUGACGACUGCAGAUAUCAUUUCUACCCGUCGGAUAUGUAUAACUUCACAUGUCCGCAAGACGGCCCAUUCACUCUGACAAUUCUUGACGUCGAUUACCGCACACAUCAGAAUUCGAACUGCAUGUUUAGCCGAACCUUUGGUGAGAGGAGCAACACGGUAGUCCUUGACGUCAAUGUGCCACUGAAGACGAUCAACUUGUUGACUUCCACAACACAUGUUCUAAAUCUGACUGAAGGCCACACGAUGUUGUUGGUGUGUGAGACAAACCCGACCAAACCACCGUCCAACAUAACGUGGAUGAAGGAUGACGACAUUAUAACAACUGGCGUCUCUUCAUCAACUCGUGAAGACGGAGGACUGACUGUUACUGUAGGUCGUCUUUCAAUGGAAGUCACAAGAGAGUUCCAUAUGCAGAGAAUUUAUUGUGUUGGAUCCUACGAAGAAACCGACCUGAGAAGGAACUCGACUCUGCUUCACAUCGAUGUACCCUCUGGUGGACAUAAGUAUUAUCAACUCAACAAACCUCCCCAUGGCUAUGACGGAGAAUGAAGACGUCACAGUUGUUGUGUGAGACCAAUCCGACACGACCGCUCUCCACCAUCAUCUGGACGAAAGGAAAUCAGACACUUACAGAGGAUGUGACAUCAACAUCACGUACAAACGAUAAUGCAGUUGUCGCAGUCAGCAUGGCGACAUUCACGGCCUCUUGUGAUGAUCAUCUGUCCCAGAUCCAGUGUUCUGGCUUCUACAAAAGUACUCGGAUAGCAUCUAAAUCCCAGACCCUGUUUGUUCACUGUAUUGACAAAGAAGAUAUAUCAGGGCUCACGUUCAGUGUUGGUGUUGGCGUUGGCGUUGGAAUGGCAAUAUGUCUGGUUCCCCUUCUCGUAGCAGCGACUGUUUGCAUCGUAUGGUGGAAAAGACGCCACACAACGACGGAAAAGCCAAAGGCACCUGAAUCGACAGAGAAUACAGCGCCGGCCCAGUGUGUCCUUUAUGAGAGCAUGGACGAAAGCACAAGAGAAAGAAAAGAAACAACUUAUGAGGAGUUUGAUAUGCAGGUCUAUGAAACACCGGUUGAGCCGAAUAGUUCUCCUCAGGAUGAUGCUGUUUACGAAGAUGUCUGA
This is a messenger RNA of Haliotis rubra (blacklip abalone), 1337 nucleotides long. RefSeq lists its product as uncharacterized. The record is from RefSeq and is a predicted model, not a curated record. Bases 759 to 1337 code for a protein of 192 amino acids. Lineage: Eukaryota; Metazoa; Mollusca; Gastropoda; Lepetellida; Haliotidae. The transcript has 8 exons.